This is a messenger RNA of Pseudocercospora fijiensis CIRAD86, 2092 nucleotides long. RefSeq lists its product as uncharacterized. Gene Ontology annotation, molecular function: protein binding. Bases 1 to 1959 code for a protein of 652 amino acids. The record is from RefSeq and is a predicted model, not a curated record. Lineage: Eukaryota; Fungi; Ascomycota; Dothideomycetes; Mycosphaerellales; Mycosphaerellaceae. The transcript has a single exon.
AUGGACGCUGGUGGGGUCCCACUGCCGCAAGACGAAGACGAUACUAUUAUGCCCGAUGCUCUGGACGAUGUACAUAUUGCGAUUCCCUCGACGUCCCCACGACAUGAAACUUAUGCCCGAGAUACCCGCGAUGACGAUAUGCAGGAUCAUCGCCGCUUUAUUCUACCAUCAUCAUCAUUUGCCCGGUCAACGACAACACGGCGGCGGAGCCAUCCCCGCCCAGUGACGAGAGAAAUGUUAGAGGAAGAGUAUGGGCGUCGGACGAGACUUGCGCUUGAAGGCGAGCCACCUGAUCGUCUUGCAGAGUUUCGUCCGUCACAUGCACAUUCAACUUUAUUUGAGAACAGGAAUGAGCAAUUGUCACAGGCGCUAUCAGCGCCUCAACUCAACUCGGGUCCAGCCCAACACGAAACACAAGCUCGCGUGCCAGCCUUUGCUCCUCAAUCAUCAAGGACCUAUCAACCAACCGAGGCGGAAAUUGAAGCUGCUCAAGUAGUCAUGGCCAUCGAUGCUCAAUCUCACGAACUGGACGAGGACGCGCUUGCUGUCGAUGAUCCUCGACGUAAUUAUGAUUUCGCGGAUUUCAUGGACACGUGGAGGUUGCAUUCCCUUUGUAAUAAACGACUACCAUCUUUCGAACUUGGUUUACAGUCAUCUCUUCGCCUGGGGCGUAGACCUGAUCAGAUCACGAGAGCGAAUGUGAACACCUCAUCUGUCGAUAUGCAGGGCAUUCGAUGGCAAUUAAUCGGACCUUCUCGGAGGCAAGCCACCACCGCUCGCGCCAUGCUGCAUCCCUCUGGACUUGGCGCGACCUUCUUGCCGUCGAAACAGCAAACCACACACAAUGCUUUCGUCGGCGAUCAUGAGAGACAUUAUCAGUUCCGUGCUACUGUCUCGCGGCACAAAGCGAACUUCAGUCAUUAUCAGCUUCGGAACGUGUUAGCCGCGAGCAACCGCAAUGAUGUGUUCUACGCCACUGGCAAUCACGUUAUGAGAGCAUCCAUGGCCUGUCCCACAAUGAAGGAGACCGCAAUGGACUUGUCAAAGCCUGGUACCAGCGCGUCUUCCUUCCGAGUGACGUGCUUGUCUACCUCUUCCAAGCAAGUAUUCUCCGAGUACCGCUCGGAUGAUGUCUUGCUCGCAGGCGGAUUUUGUGGCGAAUACGCUGUUCUAAAUCUGGACGCCGACCAACGGCACAGCGAAGGCUUCGUCACGCACGCCUACAAUGGCCUCGUCACACACAUCCACAAUUAUCACGACCGAAAAUCAGGCAACCUUCGCGCCGCAUUUUGUUCCAACGACCGGAAAGUUCGCUUGAUGGAUGUGAGUACGCUGAGAUUCACUGACGAGUUCUCAUACGAUAAUGCCAUCAACUGCUCUGCCACUGCGCCCGACGGUCGACUGCGCGUCCUCGUCGGGGAUACCUCAGAUACCCUCAUCACUGACGCAGAGCGUGGCGCUCCGAUCAUUACGCUGAAAGAGCACAACGACCAUGGCUUCGCGUGUGCUUGGUCGAAGGACGGCCGGCACGUGGCCACUGGCGCACAAGAUGGCAGUAUCUUAGUCUGGGACUCUCGAAAGUGGUCGAAGCCAUUGCGAUCGCUGGACUCGGUCAUGUCAUGCGCACGAUCUCUCAACUUCACCCACACUGGCGAGCUGAUCGUCGCUGAGAACGAUGAUGUCGUGAGAGUGUACGAUGCUGGUCGCUUCGAUGCGUGGCAAGAGCUGCGAUUCUUUGGCUCCAUAGCAGGUGUUGCACUCGUCGAUGGAGGCGCCGAGCUGGCUAUCGCAAAUGCCGACAAGACUGUUGGUGGUCUCAUGACAUUCGAAAGGUCAAGUCGCGGUGUGGGUUGUGGGAGUUACGGGCGGAAGGUUGCAAAGGCAGGUCCUAAUGGCGCUAACAGCCGGAGGGGAAAGAGUCUUAAGGACGAUGAGUAUGUUGGAGAGUUGCUGAUAUAAGAGCGACCGUACGCUUGCGAACGUGCGAAUUGCUGAAUCCGUAACGCAGUCAGGUCUGGCCAAUCACAGAGCCAUAGGGCCAUACAGCAGAGGCACCCGACUUCUCAAAUUCACUGAGCCAUCUAAUGCACCC